Messenger RNA from Punica granatum (pomegranate), 2132 nucleotides. The record is from RefSeq and is a predicted model, not a curated record. Lineage: Eukaryota; Viridiplantae; Streptophyta; Magnoliopsida; Myrtales; Lythraceae.
AUCUUCUGGGCAUCUCGUCCAUUUUCGGUGGUUUAGAGACGUACUGAAGCUGACACGUCAGCAAGUGCAUCGAAAAUUUGGUGGGAUCAAAACAUAAGAUCCCUCCUUCACCCACUUCUGCCUUCCCUGUCGCCGAUUCUCUCCUCCUCUAUCUUCCUUCUCGUCUCUUUCUCUCUCUGCAAGCGGCCAUCGCCGACGAGGUACCGCUUCCCGUUGAUCCAUCACCAUGGCUACUGCUUCAGCGGCUUUCAAAUCCAGAGAGGAUCACCGCAAGCAAUUGGAAUUGGAGGAAGCACGAAAAGCCGGGCUUGCUCCAGCCGAGGUUGAUGAAGAUGGGAAAGAAAUUAACCCCCAUAUUCCCCAGUAUAUGUCAUCUGCACCUUGGUAUCUUAAUGCUGAGAGACCGAGUUUGAAACAUCAAAGGAAAUGGAAGUCUGAUCCAAAUUACACAAAAUCAUGGUAUGAUAGAGGCGCGAAGAUAUUUCAGGCUGAUAAGUACCGAAAGGGAGCUUGUGAAAAUUGUGGUGCAAUGACACAUGAUGCAAAAUCGUGCAUGGACAGACCUCGGCAAAAGGGAGCAAAGUGGACGAACAUGCACAUUGCACCAGAUGAGAAGAUAGAGACAUUCGAGCUUGACUAUGAUGGCAAACGAGACCGAUGGAAUGGAUAUGAUGCAACAACUUAUGCUCGUGUCAUUGAGAGAUAUGAAGCGAGAGACGAGGCCAGAAGAAAGUACCUGAAAGAACAGCAGCUUAAGAAAUUAGAGGAGAAAAACAAUAAGCAGGAUGGUGAAGGCGAGGUCAGUGAUGAGGAUGAGGAGGAGGAGGAGGACGAUGAUGAUGAUUUGAAGGUUGAUGAGGCCAAGGUGGAUGAAAGCAAGCAGAUGGACUUUGCUAAGGUGGAGAAACGUGUCCGUACAACCGGUGGUGGAAGUACAGGAACUGUCAGAAAUCUGCGUAUUCGGGAGGACAUUGCCAAAUACCUAUUGAAUCUUGAUGUCAAUUCUGCAUAUUAUGAUCCUAAGACUCGGUCCAUGCGUGAAGAUCCUCUUCCUGAUGCUGAUCCAAAUGAGAAAUUCUAUUUAGGUGAUAAUCAAUAUAGACUGAGUGGUCAAGCUAUGGAGUUCAAGCAACUCAAUCUUCAUGCUUGGGAAGCUUUUGACAAGGGCCAAGACAUCCACAUGCAAGCUGCUCCUUCUCAAGCUGAAUUGCUAUAUAAGAAUUACAAGGUUAUCAAGGAGAAGUUAAAGUCGAAGGUGAAGGACACCAUUAUGGAGAAGUACGGGAAUGCUGCCAGUGAAGAGGAAUUGCCAAGGGAGCUCCUUCUGGGUCAAAGUGAAAGGGAAGUGGAAUAUGAUCGUGCUGGCAGAGUUAUUAAGGGCAUGGAGAUGGCUCUUCCUAAAAGCAAGUAUGAAGAAGAUCUUUUCAUCAACAACCACACGACGGUUUGGGGAUCAUGGUGGAAGGAUCAUCAAUGGGGCUACAAGUGCUGCCAACAGACAAUCCGCAACAGUUACUGCACUGGUAGUGCUGGAAUUGAGGCUGCUGAAGCUGCGGCAGAUCUGAUGAAGACUAAUAUAGCCCGUAAAGCAGCAAAUGACGAGACGCCUGCUCCAGCAGAAGAGAAAAACCUUGCAACCUGGGGUAGUGAGGUGCCUGAUGACCUGGUGAUUGAUGAAAAAUUACUCAGAGAGGCCCUGAAGAAGGAGGAUGAACGAAGGAGAGAAGAAAGGGAUGAGAGAAAGCGCAAGUAUAAUGUCAGAUAUAAUGAUGAGGUCACCGCGGAGGAGAUGGAGGCGUACCGGAUGAAGAGGGUACACCAUGACGAUCCUAUGAAGGAUUUUCUGCACUAGAGUCCUGUCACUCUUAUGGUUUAAAAUCAAUGUUGGGCAUCCCAUAUGAAGGGUUAGUUUGUAUAUGCCUCAUAUGGCAGUAGGCGGUAAAGCUUAUAUGGCUUUCCGUGCUUCUAGAACGCAAAUGCCACCUCUCAGGGUUUUGAUUGUAUUAUAUAGUUUCCUGUUCUAGAUUACCACCAAGGGCAGAACAAUACAAUCUGCAGUUGUAAGGAUCCGGUACUGUUUUUGACAUGUUCCGACUCAUCUUUAUGUAUUCGGGUUCAUUCGUGAAGGUUUA